AAUGAUAUAGUAAACACAAUUAUAAUUUAAAAUAUUUGUUAAAACUUUUAUUGAAGUAAAAUGUUAUCACUUGCGUCAAUGACAUUGUUUCGUGCUAGUCGUUAUACACAUUUGGUUGUCUAUGUCAAUAAGUUUCACACAUCUUUUACAAUAUAUUUAGAUCAAACCUGGAGAGAAAAGAAAGGUUUGGUAAAAAAUCCACAUCAUGUUGGCCCAAUCAUUACUUCACCAGAUUAUUCUUUUAAAGAUAGUAGACCUAUUCCAUAUGGUGUAGGACAAUUAAGACGUAUACAGAAGCAUCAAAAAUAUGUGAAGCAGGUUGUUCAAUUGGUUGGGGAAAUUGAUCGUGCAGUAGAACGACAUGCUAUGUUAAUGAAAGAAAAGGAAGAUGAAAAACAAAAGAUUCUGGAUAGUAAAUUGAAACCCAAAGGGCAAAAAUUAAUUACUAGUACAUAA
Messenger RNA from Habropoda laboriosa, 456 nucleotides. RefSeq names its product 39S ribosomal protein L52, mitochondrial (gene mRpL52). The transcript has 4 exons. The coding region runs from base 61 to 456 and encodes 131 amino acids. Gene Ontology annotation, biological process: mitochondrial translation. The record is from RefSeq and is a predicted model, not a curated record. Gene Ontology annotation, molecular function: structural constituent of ribosome. NCBI's taxonomy places the organism in Eukaryota, Metazoa, Arthropoda, Insecta, Hymenoptera, Apidae. Gene Ontology annotation, cellular component: mitochondrial large ribosomal subunit.